Messenger RNA from Rasamsonia emersonii CBS 393.64, 2226 nucleotides. Its product is annotated as AAA family ATPase/60S ribosome export protein Rix7. The coding region runs from base 1 to 2226 and encodes 741 amino acids. The record is from RefSeq and is a predicted model, not a curated record. Gene Ontology annotation, molecular function: ATP hydrolysis activity; ATP binding; preribosome binding. Gene Ontology annotation, biological process: ribosome biogenesis. The transcript is spliced from 3 exons. Gene Ontology annotation, cellular component: nucleus. NCBI's taxonomy places the organism in Eukaryota, Fungi, Ascomycota, Eurotiomycetes, Eurotiales, Trichocomaceae.
AUGCCUGUCAGGCACCGUGGAGGCAGGCCUACUCUGAGCCAAGGCCUGGAUCGAGAGAUCUAUCAAAUUGUGCGCAAAAUUGUGGACGAGCAACAGCAAGAAGGAGGCCGAAUACGCCUUUCUACUCAUGCGAUCUACGAUACCAUAAAGAGAUCCAAUUCCAGUCUCAACCGGAAACCGAAAAGACUCCUCGAGGACAGCAUUGAGCGUGUUUUGGAAGUGUUCCAAAGUGACGUUCUUGGAGAUGGGGAGUCGGAUUCAGUAGAUGGGGAUUUCGACGGCCUAGAAGAGGACAAGCCGGCUGUCACGGACUCCAAUAGCUUGAACAGAAGCAUCGUAGGCAUGUGGUCUACGUCUAAACCAUCGCCCGCGCCCGCGAAAGGCAACGAUUCCUCUACUGUGGAAACACCUGGACCUACGGCAACGGCAAACAAGAGACGCCACCAUGCAGGGGAGUCGGUCGCCAAACGGCGCAAGGCAGAUCAUGCCAUUGACAGAUCCCCUCCGACCCACGUUAGCCUGGCAGAUAUCGGUGGAAUGGAUGAUGUGAUACAAGAAUUGGGUGACCUCCUUAUUUUACCAAUGACCCGUCCUCAGAUCUAUUCUUCGUCAAAAGUACAGCCUCCACGAGGUGUUCUGCUGCAUGGGCCCCCGGGAUGUGGAAAAACAAUGAUCGCAAAUGCUUUCGCUGCAGAUCUUGGCGUUCCAUUCAUUUCUAUAUCAGCACCAUCGAUUGUGUCUGGGAUGUCUGGAGAGUCAGAGAAGGCUCUUCGCGACCAUUUUGAAGAAGCGAAAAAGCUCGCCCCGUGUCUAGUGUUCAUUGAUGAGAUCGACGCAAUAACGCCCAAAAGAGAGAGUGCCCAGAGGGAGAUGGAGAAGCGAAUAGUUGCUCAGCUUCUUACUUGUAUGGACGAUCUGGCACUCGAGAAGACGGAUGGGAAGCCAGUCAUUGUCCUUGCUGCCACAAACCGUCCUGACAGUUUGGAUCCUGCCCUGCGGCGUGGAGGCCGAUUCGACAAAGAAAUAAACCUCAGUGUGCCGUCUGAGCCAGUGAGGGAGCAGAUUCUUCGCACGCUGACGCGGAAGAUGUCACUCGCUGAUGAUAUUGACUUUAAGCUGCUUGCCAAACGGACCCCCGGUUUUGUGGGUGCUGAUCUGAACGAUCUGGUCUCCACCGCCGGCUCUGCCGCCAUCAAACGCUAUUUAGAGCUCUUAAGAUCGAAUACCACCGAGGAAAUGGAUAUAGAAGAAGAAACAGAAGAAGAUGCUAGUGCAAAAGUGAAGGAACUGCGUCGUCUCAUCAAGCACGCUAAGGAGGCGCCCAUCGGAGAAGAAGCGCAGCCGGUGUUGGUGUCGAAUGCGGAUUUCUUUGCGGCAUUGCCGAAGAUUCAGCCGUCAUCCAAACGUGAAGGUUUUGCAACGAUCCCAGACACAACCUGGGCGGAUAUUGGUGCUUUGGCUGAAGUUCGGGAAGAGCUUGUUACGGCCAUUGUCGAGCCGAUCAAGAAUCCCGAAACCUAUGCGAAAGUGGGCAUCACCGCUCCCACCGGUGUCCUCCUCUGGGGUCCUCCUGGGUGUGGUAAGACGCUUCUCGCGAAAGCAGUGGCCAACGAGUCCCGCGCCAACUUCAUCAGCGUCAAGGGACCUGAACUGCUCAACAAAUAUGUCGGUGAAUCUGAGCGUGCAGUCCGGCAGGUCUUUGUCCGGGCUCGGUCCUCUGUACCCUGUGUCAUCUUCUUCGAUGAACUUGACGCCCUGGUACCCCGUCGUGACGAUACUCUCUCCGAGGCGUCCGCACGGGUUGUCAAUACGUUGCUGACGGAACUGGAUGGUCUGGGCAGCAACCGCCAGGGGAUCUAUGUGAUCGCGGCGACGAACCGUCCGGACAUCAUCGACCCAGCGAUGCUGCGCCCAGGCCGUCUGGAAACGCUUCUUUUUGUCAACCUCCCCGGCCCCCAGGAGCGGGUCGAGAUCCUCCAGACUCUGGUCCGAAAGCUGCCCAUCGAAUUUACCGACGACCUGCGCAAGCUGGCGGAGGAUUGCGAGGGAUUCAGCGGCGCCGACCUGGGCAGUCUGCUCCGCCGGGCCGGUUACUCCGCCAUCAAGCGGCGCGACACGAUCAAAUUCGAGGACUUUGUGGCCGCCAAGGAAUAUAUCCGGCCCAGUGUGACCGAUAUGAAGAAAUACGAGAAGCUGAGACGGGAUUGGAGCAGCGGUGUGCUGUGA